Molecule: messenger RNA, 615 nt
Organism: Anthostomella pinea
Lineage: Eukaryota; Fungi; Ascomycota; Sordariomycetes; Xylariales; Xylariaceae
Source: the annotation of a GenBank genome assembly
AUGUCGUCGUCCCAGCAGUCCGGCGGUGCAGCCAAACCGCAACCCGAACAGUCGGCGCAGCUGUCGCCCGACCUCCCCAGCCCUACGACCUACCUAACGGGCCACGACGAGUCGGGCACGGCCAUCGUCCACACGGUGCGACCAGCAAGCUGGAAACCGUUCGAGGGCGGCGUCAUGGCCUUCAACCAGAUCUACACAACCCAGUUCCCGCCCGACCUGAACGACAACGCCGACAUACAGUACCACGACGACAAGAUCACGAGCGGCAAGCUCGGGCUCGCCAGCAAAAACGGCACCGUCUGUCGCAUGGUCGAUUUCGGCCCGCAGUACGUGUGUAUGAUGCACCGGACGCAGUCGCUCGACUUUGGCAUCGUGGUCGAGGGCGAGGUCGAGAUGCAGCUCGACGACGGCAGCUCGACGCUCAUGAAGAGGGGGGACAUUGCGGUGCAGCGCGCUACCAUGCACGCCUGGCGGAACCCGAGCGCGACAAAUUGGGCUAGGAUGGUGUUCGUGUUGCAGGACACGAAGCCGCUGAUCAUCAAUGGCAAGCGGUACGGCGAGGACUACGGCAAGGGCACAGAAGGUCUGCCGCCCAGUGGGAAUGAUGACGAUUGA